Daldinia decipiens is the source of this 2998-nucleotide messenger RNA. RefSeq lists its product as uncharacterized. Lineage: Eukaryota; Fungi; Ascomycota; Sordariomycetes; Xylariales; Hypoxylaceae. The record is from RefSeq and is a predicted model, not a curated record. The transcript is spliced from 3 exons. The coding region runs from base 239 to 2407 and encodes 722 amino acids.
GCUUCACCUAUCGUUAUCAACUCUAAUUCAUGUUGGUCUCCACCGCCAUGCGUCAGGCAUGUGCAUAUUGUUAUGACUUCCAGAAGUUACGACGCCUUGCAAGACUAAAGAGCUUCCACCUACAAUAAUUAUCUGCAAUAUAACCUGCAAUAAUUAAUCCGAGCCUCCUCUCCCAUCAUCUUUCCUUAGCACCGAAUCCACUGAUAAGCACCGGUGGCCCCUGGCAAUCUGUGAUGAUAUGGCGAAGGAUACGAGCUCCGUUGGGGGGGAGCUCCAAGUGAGCAAAUGCUACUGCGAGACCGGCCGCAAGAGGCAUCGCAUCUCCAUGUCAAUACAGAUACCCUUCGAGGCUAAUCACCCCGCAGGGGAAAUCAACCUGAAUAGCGACGUGGACGAACAAAGUAUCGACGAUACUAGUGAUUCCGAGGAAGCCAUCGAAGAUGACGACAUUCAUACACUUGACAACGAUAAUGUUAUGGAGGGUGUGACGCAAAUGGAUUUGGAAGAUGAUCUGGCCUUUAUAGAGGCUCUAGAGCCUAACGAACCAGAAGAUUUAUCGACAGAUGGGCUCUUCGACCCUGGAAUGGAUGACUUCGAUGACUUUACCGACCAGGAACCCACUACGGAGCCGGAUGGCGCAUUAGAAGAAGAAGGGCCGCCGCGGAUCGCAACAUGGAGAUUGAAUCUUACGGCACUAUCACAAGUCUACAAUAUCUACAUGGUGGCAUACACAGACAAGAUAUACGUCUCCCGUCCCCGCAGCUGCAUUACGAACUCCUUGCCUGCUGAGCCUGACCUUAUCUUACGACCUCAGCCUAGCGCGAUGGGUAUUGGAGUUGGCGGGUACUUAGAUAACAUCUUCCCGCAUCAGGUAAACCAUCUAGUCGUUGGUGAUCUUGGCGAUGAGGAAAUUCUACUGCUUGCCUACGAUGAUGGCGAUGUCAUCGGAUACUACACUCGGUCUAUCGAGAACGAGCUCCUGCGCCGUGAGAGGGACGGCCGGGACAUCGAAAUCGUUCCCGAGCCCUUCUUUCACGAGAAUGUCGGAAAAAGCGCCUGGGGUCUUGCAGUUCACAAGAACUCUCGCCUUAUAGCCGUUAGUUCUAACGCGCACAAAGUCUGUGUUUUCGUGUUUGCCUUAACCGGGAAACAUUAUAGACAUAACCCAGGAGUCGACUCAGUUGAAUUCUUUAGAAACGUCGAUAAGAAUCUAAAUGGUGACCCCUUGGAAUCAUCAAACAGCAAAUCCUCACCCGCUAAGGAGGCUGGGUAUGUGUCUUCGCUAGAAAAAGCAAUCCGGCGUCGAGAUGCCAACUGGCGAAUUAUCCUAGACACUGGUAUAGGAGGGGCCAAUAUUCCGAAUGUUGCAUUUGGUAACGACGGCAAGGGGGAAGCGGAUAAGGUUGUAGCAAUAGAUAUCGAGGGAAGGCUUUGGGUGAUGGACAUUUGGCACUUUGGCGGCCAUCCUUUCGUCAAGAUCGAGGACCUCUACUCCGCUCGCUCGCGUAACGUGAGGUUUUAUUAUGACACUUUCCGCAAGCCUCGGGGCUGGGGUGUUCUCGUACUCCCCGAAAGCAGUUUUCUCCCGGCAGCCGAUUAUAAGGAUUCGCUGGGCCUAGAAAAAGAUAAUAUUAGAUUCAUUUCCCACGAGAGGAUUGGGAACUGGUUUGAUAUCAGCAAGGCCAUCAAAAACGUGAAAAACAACUCGUGGGUGCAUCCGUGGGUGAGAUGGGAUAAAAUUUCGCGAUUUUCGUUCAACCCUGUUGAGCACAGAGGUGUGCCACCUGGGGGUUCAUGGUUUGAAUUUGACCACAGGAUGAAGGUCCCCGAGUUAGGCACCGCGCAGGAGUUUCGGCCAGGGAAAACCGACUCUAAAUAUAUUGAGGAGCCCAAGACCAUUCUCACGGAUGGAAGCAGUAUUCUACGAACAUACGAGGUCGAUCUCGAGCUUCGCAGUUUUGAGGAGGGUGGUAUAGGUAUAAUGUUUGAGAAAGCCAUCGACCAGUCCCGACCUCCGCAUGCAGUGACUCCAGCAAUGAGAAUAUCUCAUGAACGCCUAGCGAAUCUCAUACACGUCCCGGAACUGUCGCUAGUCGUAGCUGGCUCGUUGUGCGGGCGGGUGGCGCUUGUCACCUUGACGCGCCCCCCAAAGCAGUUCCUAUUCAAACGAGGCUUCAAGGUUGAGGCUGUCCUACCCCUGAAACGGGAUGAAGAUAACGAGAUGCGGCCUAUCUGCCCCUUGCUAGGGGUGGCCGUCGGGCCAGUGCCAUUCUCGGGAAAUGUAGAACGAGCAACCGGACCUGUUGACCGAAGACGAUACCGCAUCAUGCUGCAGUACUACGACCUUAGAAUUCUCAGUUACGAAAUAUCUCGAAGCUCAUUAACAGACCCUCUCUCUAUUGUAUGAGGGUUACGGAUUUCUUCUCUUCUGUACAAAAUCAUUUUCAAGAUACCCAGGGUUUCGUGGGAUGUUUUCGAAUCGAGGCUGGGCUAAACCAGCAGGCGUUUAGGUUGCAUAUGGACAAGGGAGGACGGACGAGGCUCUUGAAAUAUCUGUCAUGUUGCAUGGCGUUCCCGCGAAGGAUUGACAAAGGAAUUAAAAAGGCAACAAACCGGAACAGAUUGGCAUGAAUGAGGCAUGACUUGCUUAGCUUAGCUUUUCAGCUAUCAUGUGGCCAGAUGUAUACUACGAAAUGUCACGACGACUAACCCGUGGGGGAACCAGACCAUCCAGACCGGGAUUGGUUUCUAGAAAAUGCCACCCGGACUAGGGUAAUUCGAGAUAGUUGAAAUCAGGUUCACGCUCGCUUUCUGGGCAAGACUCUUACGUAUCAAAAUUAUGCAGUGACUUACAAGCUAGGCUUUACUAAUAGAUGGAAUUCCGAGAGUGAAUUGAUACUCGUAUGAUCAAGCACGUUAGUUAACGGAAAGGGUAUUAUACUUAGCAUUACCUGAUUUUCAAGAUAUAAAUCACGAUGGUUAAUGAUGUGAAUCUAGG